AUGGAACGGUUGCUUCGCUUAACCGGUUUUAAUAGUGUACCGAAAGCAGCGCCUCAGGAUGUGCUGAAACAUCCGGAUACCGGUGAAACCCUCUAUCUGUCAUCACUUGCUCUUCUUAAAAUGCUUCGACACGGUCGAGCUGGUGUUCCAAUGGAGGUAAUGGGAUUAAUGCUGGGCGAAUUUGUCGAUGAUUUUACGAUCACUGUUGUUGAUGUAUUCGCUAUGCCACAGUCUGGAACAACCAAAAUGCUCGAUAUGCUAAGUCGUACGGGACGAACUGAGAUGGUUGUAGGUUGGUAUCAUUCACAUCCAGGAUUCGGUUGUUGGUUAUCCGGUGUUGAUAUUGCUACACAGCGAAGUUUUGAAGCGCUCAGUGAUCGUGCUGUUGCACUCGUGAUCGAUCCAAUACAAUCGGUAAAAGGAAAGGUAGUAAUCGAUGCAUUUCGUACUAUUGGACCAAAUUCGUUGGAAUUCAGUUUUCUGGAAGGUGUCCAAAAGACACUGGCACCUACUCAAGAAUCACGACAAACCACUUCUAAUUUAGGACAUCUGAUAAAGCAUUCCGUUAUUGAGCAGCUUCAUGGACUUGGCAAAAGCUAUUAUUCAAUAACGAUAAACUUCAAGCUAACAGUUAAAGAGCAACAAAUGCUGCAAAGCUUACAUAUGAAAAAUUGGGCAGAGGGAUUACGACUGAAUAGUUUCGAGAGUGUAAUAGAAAAUAAUUUAGCAAACAUGCAGGAAAUGGUUAAAAUGAUCAAACUUUAUAACAAAGAAUUAUGUGCAUUACCGAAAAAGUCACAUAAUGAAAAAGGAACGGAAAGUAAAACGGAGUCGUCGAAAGGGAUGGAAAGUAGAACAGAGAAGUCAAAAGCACCAUCAAAAGCUGAAAUUGAAGCAAAGCAAGUUGGUCAUUUCGAUCCAAAACGACAUCUGGCGACAAUUGCCAAUGACCUGAUGAAGGACAACAUCGUGCAUGAAUUGCGCUCCAUGAUCGAUGCUACCGCUUUUCAGUAA
Acanthocheilonema viteae is the source of this 1014-nucleotide messenger RNA. Lineage: Eukaryota; Metazoa; Nematoda; Chromadorea; Rhabditida; Onchocercidae. The record is from the annotation of a GenBank genome assembly.